Molecule: messenger RNA, 480 nt
Organism: Saccoglossus kowalevskii
Lineage: Eukaryota; Metazoa; Hemichordata; Enteropneusta; Harrimaniidae
Product: holocytochrome c-type synthase-like
Biological process (GO): cytochrome c-heme linkage
Cellular component (GO): mitochondrion
Molecular function (GO): holocytochrome-c synthase activity
Source: RefSeq, a predicted model, not a curated record
AUGUUGAAUUGGGAAGCGUUACAUGCAACAGAAUGUGGCAAUCCAAAAUUAAAGAAAUUUGGUGGAAAAUACAAAGACUUAUCACCGAGAGCAAGAUUUCGCUGCUGGCUAGGGUAUGAAAGACCAUUUGACAGACACGAUUGGAUCGUUGAUCGGUGUGGAAAGAGCGUUCGUUAUGUGAUUGAUUACUACGAUGGAGGUUCUAUUGACACAAACACGGGAGAAUUCACCAUCCUGGAUGUCAGACCUGCCUUAGAUUCGCCAACUGCAUUGUGGGAUAGGAUGAAAGUUGCUUACUGGAGGUGGAGGUUUGCAGACAAACAGACUGACCAGGUGGUGGAGCAUACUGCCUCGCCUGACUCUGCUAGAUAGUAUGCAAGAAUGUUUAAAAUCAUGAUCAUUUUGGGUGAUUUAGAAUAACAUGUUUUCCAUUCAAGAAGAAUAAACUUGACAUUUAUUAGUGAAUCAAUGUGAAAAUUA